GUUAUGUGCCCGAUAGUGACCUGCAUCCACUUUCGUAGGUGAGCCAGGGUUGUGACACUAGCGGAGCGCAAUGGGUACGAAGGGGUUGGCACUCACAGCCAUAUGAUGUUUGCUCACACGCGAACCUCGCGAGUCAAGAAUGAACAGUUCUGGGUGCUGCGGUGGUUCUUCGAGGUCCAGAAAAGGCCUAUCGCGGGCCAGACUCACGGAGAACCUCAAUUUUACGCAUCUUCUCACUUCGACAUUUGGCAGACUCGGAGGUAUGCCGAAGAUAUUUCUCCUUCAUGUUCGAGAGAUUUUGGAUGCCUGUAUCUCGAUGCACGUUUUUUUUAACCUAUGAAUACGAGCCUCAUUUUAUACAUUUUACUGUGCAGAGA
Messenger RNA from Laetiporus sulphureus 93-53, 377 nucleotides. RefSeq lists its product as uncharacterized. NCBI's taxonomy places the organism in Eukaryota, Fungi, Basidiomycota, Agaricomycetes, Polyporales, Laetiporaceae. The transcript has 2 exons. The record is from RefSeq and is a predicted model, not a curated record. The coding region runs from base 103 to 333 and encodes 76 amino acids.